AGAUAUUUCUUGGACUUGGCAAUCCUACCGGGAGGGGGGUCCAAACACCUCUUUUCUCCUGGUUUCGCCAUCCACCUUUUUGGUUAUAAACUUGCCCCGCCGUCCCCGCCCCGCCCCGCCCUUUGAAAUUUCCUUUAGUCCCCCAACGUUGACCGGGAGCCAGAGUAAUUUAAUAAAGCGGAACUAAUAACUGCUGCGGCAUCGGCUGCCCGGACUGUAAUUAUGAUGCACACCGUCCCUUCCCGAGAGAUGGACGAAAAUAAACGCGACCCCGUUGCCCUGCACACGAGCAGCUUCCUGGAUUUGUGGGCGCCGCCAUUUUUCUUCCAAGGGGGAGAACGAUGUCGUCCAACAGCACGGAGGUGGCUCCUCCAGCCCCCCACACGCCCCUUUUCGAGUCCUGCUGGAGCUGCCGCCUUCUGAGCGGCUUGGCGCUGAUCGGCUCCGGCAUCUGGGUGUAUCUGGGCUCUCGCAAGGUCAGGCAGCAGAGGGCCCCCCCUAACGUGUUGCACGUCGCCCAGAUGACUUUCGCCCUCGGUCUUGCCUACUGCGGUGUUCUACUGAUUGCUGACCCAUUUGAGAAACAGAAGCAGAAAGGGGAAUAAGCAGCUGGCAGAAGUUACCCACCCAUCUCUCCACACAGUACUGCUUUAUGCUACCUCCAGGAAAACUGUAACAUGUUGGAAAGAAGAAGCUCCAGAGGGCAGUGCUGAUGGUUGCAGCGUACCUGAAGAGCAGCAGGCCUGCUGGCAUCUUCCUCUCACUUUAAAAGGACUGUUUUGCUUUUCUGUUUCCAUACAGCCACUCUUAGGCUGCUUUAACCCACCUGGAGAGUUUUUGUGUUCUGAAUAUUUAUACUAAUAAACUAUUUUGUACAACCACAAA
Molecule: messenger RNA, 885 nt
Organism: Heteronotia binoei (common prickly gecko)
Lineage: Eukaryota; Metazoa; Chordata; Lepidosauria; Squamata; Gekkonidae
Product: distal membrane-arm assembly complex protein 1-like
Exons: 2
Coding region: 342-605 (87 amino acids)
Source: RefSeq, a predicted model, not a curated record